AUGUCGUCUUCAGACGAUCUCCAAACCAUCCCUGCACGCCAUGGUACAGCUACGUUCGUGCCUAAGGGUAGUACGAUCAAGAUUGUGAAUACUUCUGGCACCCAAGUGAUAGACACCUGGGCUUUUGCACUGCCAACUCCGCCCAAAAGNAACGGACCACAGGAGACUGGGCCGCAAAACGACAAGGACAAGAGCUAUCAAGAGCAGGAUGAGAAGGAGAAGCUAAAGGUCGCUGAGGAAGAAGAAAAGAAACAGCGAGAAGAAGAAAAGAAGCAGCAAGAAGAAGAAAACAACAAGAGAAAAAAGGAGCAAGAAGAAAAAGACAAGGCUAGCAAGAAGAACAACAACAACAGGAAGUCGCGAGGAAGUUUGGACCUGCCUUCGCAAGAAGAAGCCGAGGCUGCUACUUCUCAACAACAGCAAUUGGCUGAUGCAGAGAACAAGCAACAGUCUACCCCGACCAAGAGCAGUUGGUCCUCGUACCUUCCUUCGUUGCGCGGAAGAAAGCAGGUUACCGAUGGAAAUGCCAAAGAUGAUGGCAAGACUUCUGAGAAGAAGGAUGAGGACGCCUCAACCGAACAGACAGACAAGAAGCAAGACAAGGAGAACUCGAGAAGAUGGGCUAGCUAUUUGCUCAAUGGCCAAGGCGUCACCAGUUAUCUGCCCAAGGGAGCCAUCUCUGCUUUCGCCUCUCAGCAUGCACGCGAUCCCUCAAAGUCAUAUGCCGAGCAACUCGCCGACUUUUCUCGAACGCCUGUAGGCGCUGCAUCUCUAUCAGGUCAUGCUUGGAACGCCAUGCACGGCGAGAACGCUCAGAUGGAGUACCUCAGCAUGCCGCACACCCGCGCAUCCACCCUUCACAUGGUGCCGCGCGUCGAUGAUGUUCUCGUCUCCAACUUGAGAGAGCCCAUGUUGACUCUCAUUGAAGACACUAGCUCUGGCGUUCACGACACCUUGAUUCCUGCUUGCGAUCCUCAACGCUACAAGGCUUUGCAAAUCGAAGAUUGGGAAAAGCAUGGAUCGUGUGCCGAGAACCUGGUUCUUGCACUCAAAGAACUCAAUGAACGAGCUGGUCUCAAGGGACCCAAGGGUGUUGGUGCAUCAGUCACUGUCAACUCGGUCCCAGCACCACUUAACCUCUUCAUGAACAUUCCAUGGAAAGGCGACAAGGGUGAUCUCUCAUUCGAACCUCCAACUUGCAAGGAGGGCGACUACGUGCGCUUCAAGGCCGAGAGAGAUCUUGUGGUCGUCAUGUCUGCAUGCCCCAACGAUGUACAACAGAUCAACAAGGGCCAAUCCAAGGACGGGCACUUCUUGAUCGAGCACGCCGAUGAUUCGGAAGACGAAGAAGCUCCUGCAGAGGCGAAGAAGGCCGAAACCAAGACUGAGAAGAAGAAGCCACGCAAGUUGGGCAAGAAGGACGAAGCCAAGCCCGAGGAGAAGACAAAGAGUGAGAAGCCAGAGGAACCAAAGAAGGCAGAGAAAGCACCUCUUCCUGCUACUCCCACAGUUGAAAAGUCAGAAGCUGCUUCUUCGCCUGCGCCCAAGUCCAAGGGCAAACCAAAGGACGACAAGCCUGAAGAGCAAAAGAAGGCUGAGAAGGUACCUCUACCCGAAACACCUGCAACUGAGAAAUCAGAAGCUGCCUCGUUCCCUGCACCACCAAAGCAACUCAAGGGCAAGCCCAAGAAGCUGGCUGACGAGGCGCAGAAAAAGGCAGAGAACACACCACUUCCCGAGACACCUGCGACCGAGAAGUCGGAAUCUGCUGCCACCCCUGCUCCCGCAUCUUCUUCUGGCCAGGCUGCACCCAAACCCAAGGGAAAGCCCAAGAAGCUGGUCGACUCUGCGACUGGCGAGAAGAAGAAACCUCGCAAGCUAGAGUCGAGAGCAAAGGGUACUGCUACACCUAAGUCCGGUAAUGCCGAAGGUGAAGUGGUCACAGGGCAUGAACUUGUGGGAUAUGGUGAAAGAGAUAUGAUUGAGACGAAGCCUGGCGCAGAUAAAGAGGAUGAAGAGAAUGAUGAUGAACUGAAAGGAAAAGAAAGAGAGUCUAUUGGCACUUCUGCUAGUUUCGGACCAGUCGAAAACGCAGUUGCCGACGAUUCGACAUCUCGUGCAGACAGGAUUGAGGAACGCGUCAGGAACACAGGACUCAGGACGGUGCGGUCGGUAGUAAAUGGUGGACUGGCAUUGUUUGCGCUUGGAGCGCUGUCGCCUGUUGGUUUGCUUUUGAGACAUUUGGAUGAUAUGAAGACGGAAGAAGGUCAAGAUGGAGGCGGGACAAGGAGUAGUGAUGGUGAAGGGAAAGAGAGACCAGAGGAUGGUAAUGAUCUGUAA
This is a messenger RNA of Aureobasidium musti, 2340 nucleotides long. NCBI's taxonomy places the organism in Eukaryota, Fungi, Ascomycota, Dothideomycetes, Dothideales, Saccotheciaceae. The record is from the annotation of a GenBank genome assembly.